UGUAAAACGUCACCGUUUGUAGUUCAAUCAAAAUACUUCGAUCGACCAAACACAAAAAUAUAUAUUCUACGUUACCCUCAUCUACGCCUAAACCACUUCCGCCUCCUUCGCCGAUCGCCGGCACCGGAAUUCAAUAAUAAAACAUAGCCUUUAACUUCGUUGGGCCUUGUCCAAUAAUCCGAGUCUCAAUCUUGGUCGUUGAAUUCCAGAAUCAACCCAAUCUCUCCAUUCACCACCCUCCAAAACCCCUCUCUUCAGGCACAAUGUCAUGGGAAAGACAUUUAAUCUAAUGCAGUUCAAAGGUCUAAGGUUGCUGUUACAUAAUGGUUAACGCCAUUAAAGGAUUGUUCAUUUCCUGUGAUAUUCCUAUGGCACAAUUCAUCAUCAAUUUGAACGCUUCAUUGCCUGCAUCACAGAAGUUCAUAAUAUAUGUCUUGGAUAAUACUCAUCUUUUUGUGCAACCCCAUGUGACUGAAAUGAUAAGAAGCGCCAUGUCGGAAUUUAGGGACCUGAACUCCUAUGAGAAGCCCGCUUGAUUCAAUCUUUUCUUGUUUUUAUCAUUCAUCAAUUGAGAACAUUCCUAAAUGAUCUUGUGUCAUACAAAUUUCUCAACUUAUAUGUCUUUUCAUUUUGUAAUGCCUUCUUAAACUUGCUCAACUUAUAUGCAUUUUCAUUUUGUAAUGCC
Messenger RNA from Alnus glutinosa, 685 nucleotides. Its product is annotated as general transcription and DNA repair factor IIH subunit TFB5. Gene Ontology annotation, cellular component: transcription factor TFIIH core complex; transcription factor TFIIH holo complex. NCBI's taxonomy places the organism in Eukaryota, Viridiplantae, Streptophyta, Magnoliopsida, Fagales, Betulaceae. The record is from RefSeq and is a predicted model, not a curated record. Bases 324 to 536 code for a protein of 70 amino acids. The transcript is spliced from 4 exons. Gene Ontology annotation, biological process: nucleotide-excision repair, preincision complex assembly; nucleotide-excision repair; transcription initiation at RNA polymerase II promoter.